CACAAGCAAAGCAAACUUGGGUUUCUUCCUCCUCUUCUUCUUCACUAGUUAAGCUCGAACAAUGGAGAGCCAACUAGCUACAGGAUGCUGUGGUGACCUCUUUCAACUGUGCAAGCCUUAUAUUGCGAUGAUUUCACUCCAAUUCGGAUAUGCUGGCAUGAACAUAAUCACCAAAGUGUCUCUAAACCGUGGAAUGAGUCACUAUGUGCUUGUUGUCUAUAGACAUGCUUUUGCUACCUUGUCUAUUGCUCCCUUCGCUCUCAUUCUUGAGAGGAAAGUGCGUCCGAAGAUAACAUUCUCCCUUUUCAUGCAAAUAUUCGUACUUGGCCUACUUGGACCGGUGAUAGACCAAAACUUCUACUACGCGGGGUUGAAGUUCACAUCCCCUACCUUUUCUUGCGCCAUGAGCAACAUGUUGCCCGCUAUGACUUUCAUGAUGGCUGUAAUAUUCAGGAUGGAGAAGAUAAAUCUCAAGAAGGUGAUAUACCAAACCAAGGUAGUAGGUACACUAGUGACAGUUGCCGGAGCAAUGUUGAUGACUCUCUACAAAGGACCUAUUGUUGAAAUGGUAUGGAGCAAAUACGUGCAUCUUCAUCAAAGCCCAGUGUCCACAUCAAGUGAGUCAGCCAACAAGGACUGGUUCCUAGGCUCGAUUUUCCUCAUCAUUGCUACUCUAGCUUGGGCUUCUCUCUUCAUUCUUCAGACUCACACGUUGAAGUCAUUCUCCUCUGCCCCUCUCUCCCUUACUACACUCAUUUGCUUCAUGGGCACUCUUCAAGCAAUUGCAGUCACUCUUGUGAUGGAGCACAAGCCAUCGGCUUGGAAAGUUGGUUUAGAUAUGAAUCUCCUUGCUGCUGCUUAUGCUGGAAUUGUGACAUCAAGUAUUGCCUACUAUGUCCAAGGUCUUGUUAUACAGCAAAGAGGGCCUGUAUUUGCUUCAGCUUUUAGCCCUCUAAUGAUGAUCAUAGUAGCCAUCAUGGGCUCCUUCAUUCUUGCCGAAAAAAUCUAUCUCGGAGGUGUUCUAGGGUCUAUAUUGAUUGUGGCUGGGCUCUACUCAGUGUUAUGGGGAAAAUACAGGGAGAACAAAGAGAAGAAAGAGGCAGAAAGAAUGGUUCUGCCAUUAGCAAUGAAGGAAAUCGAAGGCAAUGGGCAAUUUAUAGAUGUCAUAGAAAUAGAUGAUGUUCAACUAGAGAAGGCAAAGGCCAACCAGGGAAUUAUCAAAGUUCGUGCACCGAUGCCCGAGGUUUCCAUGAAAGCAGAGGAGAAGCCAGAGAGUAGGAACUAGCACGUUUUGAAGUCUGAAAAGAGGGAUUGAGUGAGAAAGAGGAGAGGUUUUUUUUUUAGGUGGUUCAUCUUAACCUUCUCCUUUUCUUUUUUUCUCCCUCUUUCUCAUGUAUUUGGUAUAUUCAUAUGUAAUCUAGUGAUAUUUUUCCUAUUUUGGUGGAAUGAAAAGAAGUUUUAUAA
Asparagus officinalis (garden asparagus) is the source of this 1464-nucleotide messenger RNA. RefSeq names its product WAT1-related protein At5g07050-like. NCBI's taxonomy places the organism in Eukaryota, Viridiplantae, Streptophyta, Magnoliopsida, Asparagales, Asparagaceae. Gene Ontology annotation, molecular function: transmembrane transporter activity. The record is from RefSeq and is a predicted model, not a curated record. The transcript is spliced from 7 exons. Gene Ontology annotation, cellular component: plasma membrane. The coding region runs from base 62 to 1285 and encodes 407 amino acids.